Messenger RNA from Alosa alosa (allis shad), 1062 nucleotides. It is a transcript of the gene tm4sf5, whose product is annotated as transmembrane 4 L six family member 5. The record is from RefSeq and is a predicted model, not a curated record. The transcript has 5 exons. The coding region runs from base 325 to 936 and encodes 203 amino acids. Gene Ontology annotation, cellular component: membrane. Lineage: Eukaryota; Metazoa; Chordata; Actinopteri; Clupeiformes; Clupeidae.
GAGACAGCAGAGAGGAGAGGAGGAGACCAUUUUGCUGUUGGCUCUUUUAAAAAAGAAAAAGUCAGAGUGAAACUUUAUCAUUGACGGCAUACACUUGAGGUUCAUUGACAAGGACGGCUCUUUGUGUUUUGGAAGCUUGAGGAACUUUUUGUUGGAGGGGACAUUUCACACAGAGUAAAUUUGAACUUUUGAGAUUUUCACUGAGUUCAUUAACACUGCGGUGAAAGAGACCUACAGAGUUAAUACUCACUCAGCGAGUGAGUGACUAACGGACGAACAAACGAACGAAAGAGAUAUAAUUAGCGGCCCUGACCAGACGGCAGAAUGUGCUGCACGGGUAAGUGUGCCCGGCUGAUCGGCCUGAUUCUGCUGCCAUCCGCCUUCAUCUGCAUGAUCGCCAACCUGCUGCUGUUCUUCCCCAACGGUGAGAGUCUGGACAACGGACACAUUUCACUGCAGGUGUGGCUCAUGGGUGGCCUCAUCGGAGGAGGGCUUUUUAUGCUGUGUCCCAGCUGUUCAGCAAUCAGGGCUGGUGGGAAGGGCUGCUGUGGGGCAGGUUGCUGUGGAAACCGUUGUCGGAUGUUGAACUCUGUCUUCUCCUCUGCGUUUGGUAUGAUUGGCGCCAUCUACUGCACCAGCGUGUCCUCUGCAGGCCUGGCCAUUGGACCCAAGUGUGACACUGGAAGCGGAGAGUGGGGUUAUCCAUUCGAAAACCUCCCCGGUGAGAAUCAAGGCUACCUAUUCAACGAGACGUUGUGGACGUUGUGUGAUAAACCGCUCAACAUCGUGGAGUGGCACAUUACGCUCUUCUCCAUCCUGCUGUGCAUGGGCCUGCUGCAGAUGGUGCUCUGCUGCAUCCAGGUUGUCAACGGCUGCAUCGGCUGUUUCUGUGGAGACUGCCGCAGCAAAGAUGACGAUGACAACAGCGGCCUGUGAGGAGCUGUGCUGUUUUCACACAUGACACACAGAAACAGUUUCAUCUUCAGCACUGCAACAAUGAUCACACACACACACACACACACACACACACACACACACACACACACACACACACACACACAC